Misgurnus anguillicaudatus (oriental weatherfish) is the source of this 1619-nucleotide messenger RNA. RefSeq lists its product as uncharacterized. NCBI's taxonomy places the organism in Eukaryota, Metazoa, Chordata, Actinopteri, Cypriniformes, Cobitidae. The record is from RefSeq and is a predicted model, not a curated record.
UCUUCAUUUAUAUUGUUGUUUGAAGUAUGUUCAUGUUAGGUCUUAAAGAUUUACUCACUCUUACGUGGGUCUGUAUGAGGUUAAAUAUUUAAAGGGAGAGAGCGAGUUUUGGCACCCUGAAGCGAAAAAGAUCUGUUGUCAUGUUUUCAGUACAGCAGUGACGGGCUGAGAUCUGAUCACAUUGGUGGUUAUGAGGAGAUUUUUUAAAGAUAAUCGAGAUGAAGAUUGUGGUCAGAUUCAAUAUCUCACUGCCAAAUGCAUCCGCCUCUCCCAGGAGAAAGUGUUGCAGCGAGAACUGCUUGUGUCCAGUGAAAGGCAGCAGGUUCUACAGGCAGAGAUGGAGAGUCUGUCAUUGCGCUUAUAUCAUAAGGAGCAACUCUAUGUUGAGUUGAGUGUCAAAUAUGAACAACUGUUGGGAAAAUUUCAACAUCAGCAGCAGACUGAUGUCCUCCAUCGGCGUUCAGUCUCUGUGACAGAGGACAGGUGGAGAGAUUCAUCUCUGCUCUGUCUACAACUGGAACAAAUGAGAUGUGAUUUACAGCAGCUGCAGGGCUCAGAGACACAGCUGAAGGGCCUGGUGGACGAGCUGCACCAGGAGGCCCAGCUCAGAGCUCAGGAGACAGAGGUCCUGAUGAUGCAGCUCCAUGACGAGGCACAGUCAAAAACACAUCUUACAAAAGAUUUAGAAAUGCAACUAAACAGUAAAUCGCUUGAGCUGGAGGAGCUACAGACGUCCCAUGAUGCCUUGCAGCAGGAGCUCUGUGAUAAUCAGAAGAUGAUGGAGGAACUGCGUCGAGAAAACGCAGAGAGUCUUCACAAACUCCAAGAGAUGGCCGAACAGUUUGAGCAAAUGUGCAACCAGCAGCGUAGAUGGAUGUUCUGUGUGAAGAGGUAUAAGGACUGUCUGUCAGGUGAGAAGGAGUCCCUGGAGCAGCAGGUAAACAGGUUACAGGUGGAGUUGGAGGCUGUCAGGAAAACCGAUCACAUGGAUUAUCCCAGAGAUUCCUGCAGCAGGUGGGAUAUUGAGAUAUCAUAUCUCCAGACUGAAGUAAUCAGAUGGAAAGCACUGUAUGAUGACCUGCUUAACAAACUUACCAGAGAGCAGGUUCAGCAGGCAGCCGAUGGAAACCUUGAGCCCCCGUGAGGAUCCAAACCCUGUCAACGGCUUUCAAGAUUUAAGAUUUCAAGAUUUUAUUUGUCCGUACACAGUUAUACAAAUAUAUAACUUGCAGUAAAAUGAAAUCUGGUCAACUCUAAAGACUGUGCAAAACAUCUUAAAAGACACAAUAUUAAUUAAAAUAUGCAAAAACUACUAGCACAGUGUUAUAAAAUUUUAUCCUAAAUGUUUUCAACAAUGUUUGAAAUUAAAGAAUUUGCAGUUUUAAAAAUGUUUCGCCCCUGUUCAUCCUUGGGUUAUCCUUGGUUUCUGAUUUUGUUGCUUGGUGUGUUUGACUUCAUGUGGGACUGCGCUGAGCGAUUGGCAUGACAUCAAAGUAUCCUAAAAGCAACAAACUGAUGUCAUACGCCAAUCAAUGUAAAUCUGUGAACCCACCCCUUAUGAUGGGUACACAGCAAAAGAUAAUCGGGCUGAUUUUGGGCCGAUUUCCCUCCUUCCAACA